Molecule: messenger RNA, 711 nt
Organism: Mesorhabditis belari
Lineage: Eukaryota; Metazoa; Nematoda; Chromadorea; Rhabditida; Rhabditidae
Source: the annotation of a GenBank genome assembly
AUGUGUACGGUGCUCGUUUGGGCAAGACAACUCUUUGAUGCUCUCGAUUACAUGUACCAAGAGCACAAGAUCGUUCAUCGAGACUUGAAACCGGAAAACAUCUUGGUGACAGAUGAGUAUUUUUUGAAGAUCGGCGAUUUGGGAGCGGCCAAAUAUAUUGAUCACACGUUUUCGGGGAGCUUCGUGGGAACCCACCGCUACAUGAGCCCACUACAGAUUGACGAGAGCCAGGAAAUUUCGGAUCCGAGUAAACAAAGUAUUCAACACUCUCACAAAAAUGAUGUCUACAGUCUGGGACUUGUUUUGUGGGAGAUCGUCGAGAGGAGAGUCGUUCUUGCUGGGUACAACGAGCGAGAUGGUUAUUUUAACCGGGAUCUCUUUUCUCAUGACAUCAACUCGAAGAAACUCAAAGAAGCAUUGCUUUGUAGAUGUCAAGCGAACGUGCAAGAACUUAUAGAAAACUGUACACGUUUUGCUCGAAACGAACGACCAACAGCCUAUGUGGUUCUAGAGGAUUUGCAAGCAAUACUUUCUAGUGAUUUAUUCAUUUCACAACUCACAUUUGAGCCAAGAGAAGAGGAAGAACAGAGGAAACUCCUCCGACCGAUCGGCUUCAAUGGAACCGAAGAGAGGGUUUUCAUUUUGGAUCAUUUUGGAAUUAAUUUGGAUCCCUCGGUGGACUUGUUUGCCCCUGUUAUGAUGGAGAUUUGU